AUGACGUCCGCCGCAAACCCUCCAAACCCCCCCAAUAUUCACCCUCCGACCGCUGCAGCUACUGCAAACCACGGCGGAGGGCCAACAACCCAGCCCCCCACAACUGCCUCUCACGCGUCGCCUCCCAGCAAACGAGAUCUCAAGUCGUGGUGGAAAAAUUUCAAGCUCUCCAAGCAUGACGAGUCACAUGGUGAAGAUCCCUCCACUCCUUGCGCUGCUCUUCUAGAACAAUGGGUUUCUCUUCCGGGGGCCUGGCACAGCGACGGCUCUGAUCAAGUGCUGUCCCUGGAACAUGUCUCGCAGCAACGCGCUCAUCCAGGCGGCCCUGUCGCACCUCUGCUGCUCAGGCCCGCCCGCAGCUUCAUCUCCAGCCCUGGCUGGCUGGGCAGGGCCUCCCAGAGGCGCAAGACGCGAGCGCGCACCUCCCUCAGCGCCUGCUCGGACGAGAGCUUACGGGCUUGCCCUUCUCUUGAUCUUUGCACCAUUGCUCCUCCGGAUACGGCCCCGCUGACUUAUGCAGAAACGAAAGCACCCGGUAUCUUCGGCGUGCCGUUGCGACAGAGCAUCGUCUACGCGAACGUCGCCAUAUCGCUAGUCGACGACCAUGGCAAAAGUUACAUCUACGGAUACGUCCCGAUCGUGGUCGCGAAGUGUGGGGUUUUCCUGAAAGAGAAGGCAACAAACGUCGAGGGAAUUUUCCGGCUGAAUGGGUCCGAGAAGCGCAUCAAGGAGCUCAAACAGGUCUUUGACUCCCCGGACCGCUACGGUAAGGGCCUCAGUUGGGAUGGUUACACGGUCCACGACGCAGCAAACGUGCUUCGGCGGUACCUCAACGAUCUCCCAGAGCCGGUCGUGCCACUUGAGCUGUAUGAGAACUUCCGGGGCCCGCUAAAAGGCGCGACCAAGUCGGCUGUUGGCGAUGCCGACGGGCCCCAGUUCAUCGACGAGUUCGACGUCGAGGCCGCCAUUAUCAAGUACCAGCGUCUCAUCACACAGCUCCCUCCUCUGAACCGACAGCUUCUGCUCUACAUCCUCGAUCUCCUGGCGGUCUUUGCAGCCAAGGCAGACGAGAACCGCAUGAACUCGCAGAACCUAGCAGCCAUCUUCCAGCCUGGCAUGCUCUCGCACCCCAGGCACGCCAUGGCCCCGGAGGAGUAUCGCCUUAAUCAAUGUGUCCUCAUAUUCCUGAUCGAGAACCAGGACCAUUUCCUGAUCGGGAUGCAAGGCACUGCUGCAGAUGAGAAGACGGUCCAGGAGGUCCAGAAAGGCACCCCGGUCAUCAACGCACCUGCGACGCCCAGCUCAUCUCGCAAGUCCGGUGUCCAUAGAUCUGCGUCAAACGCCAGCGCGGCUGCAGAAAGCAUAUCUCGGGAAGGCAUGAUUCGACGUAACAAAUCAACCAGCUCGAGACACUCGCGCGCCUCCAACGGCGCCCCAAGCCCUGGCAGUCCUGCCCUUGCAUCAACACCGUCUAGCGGGCUCGGCAGGAGCAACACGGUUCCGUCCAAGAGAUCACCGGCAAUACAGUCUGGGAGGUUUGCGCACAUGAGGAACGAGGGUGCCGCAGCGCCUGUGUCACCAUUGACGCCUGUGGUUCCAUCGUCCGGGAACAUACCAGCUCCUCCCACAGUCGAAGAGGUGGCAACGCCAGAAGCCAGCGAGCACGCAGAUCCACUAGCCGGCAGGAAAGGUGGCUUGACACCUGGAUACGCGCCGGAACGAAGCCAGGAGCGCCUGCUGGAGCCCAAGCCAGCUCCCGAGGCCGCGACCACCCCGACCAAGGAGCGGAACCUGAGCAGCCUGUUCCAGCGCUCACCGACGGAAAACAGCGAGAAGAAGCCACCCAACAAGCUUCGGAAAAAGCGCGUGCCGAGCACAAACCCCAGUGCAGCAAGCUCUGCCGCCUCUCUUGCUCAUUCCAGCGCGGUGUCGCCAACUGCCGAGACGUUCAAUCCGAUCGAGAAAAUGACAGAGUACCCGCGCCAAGAAGCCGAAGAGGCAGCGCAGGACUUGUCGAGGCCGGAGGCUAUAGAUACGCCCUCUGAACCGACACCACGAGCCUCGCAGAUGCCGUCAAGCGGGAACCUACCCACCGAAAAUGCAGAACACGGGCUGAGAACCCAUCAGUCGCCACCAACAUCACUGCACAGCUCGUUUAAUGAGGGUUCUGAUGUCGAUCGCGUGGAAGAGCCAAUACCGUCCAUCGAGCAGGUCGAGCAUGGCGAACAGCAGGACAGGAAGCGACGAUGGCGACUGUCUCGCAAGAAGGAAGACUUGGCCGAGGCCCAUGAGCCUUCCGUGACAUCACCUCGCAGGAUUGGGUUUAACAGGACAGCCGAGACCAGCAAUAGCUCAGUUGGUACCGAUCUGAACAAGCCUCGGCACAGUUUUACGGGUGAGUCCUCCGAGCCGACCUUGGAGGCUCACUCCAGCCUCGACUCGGGCAGCCGAGACGCGAGGGAUAACAGGGAGGAACCGAGAGGCUUCUCGGGGUGGAUCAAGAACAAGAUGCGGGAGGCCAAAGAGAACGCCGGACGGACCAAGUCGCCACCUGGUGAUCGCGGAUCCAUCAGCUCGGCCCUUCCCGUGCGUGGAAAGAGCCUCGACAUCAAGCGGCCGACCGAGGCAGAAAAGGAUGCCCCUCAGAAGGCGCAAGAAGCCAAUGCAUCUCAGCACUGA
This is a messenger RNA of Diaporthe citri, 2679 nucleotides long. RefSeq lists its product as uncharacterized. Gene Ontology annotation, cellular component: cell cortex. NCBI's taxonomy places the organism in Eukaryota, Fungi, Ascomycota, Sordariomycetes, Diaporthales, Diaporthaceae. Gene Ontology annotation, molecular function: GTPase activator activity. The transcript is spliced from 2 exons. The record is from RefSeq and is a predicted model, not a curated record. Bases 1 to 2679 code for a protein of 892 amino acids. Gene Ontology annotation, biological process: activation of GTPase activity; regulation of fungal-type cell wall organization; signal transduction.